AGCAAGCAUUGAACCCGAAUAAUUAAAUGGUGAUAGAUUUUAUCCAAGUUCAUGUACUUAAACCUCUUUAUAAACCCUUCAUAUCUUCACCCCACAAAAUUCGUCCUCCUCCUGUUCUCUUCCCAUAAUAAGCUGCUCAACAAUCUUUGAAACAAAAAAAAAAAAAAACCGACGUCUAAAACUACUACAAGCCUUUUUCCUAGCUAGUACGUGAAAAAUGACAUAUGGAAAUGGUGAUCUUCAGGCAGACUUAGCUCUGCUUGAAUCAAUAAGGCAGCACUUGCUAGAAGAGUCCCAAGCUGCUGCUCCGGCAUUGUGGUUUAACAAUUCCCUGCCAGUAUCUUAUAGCGGAAGCAACCCUUCUGAGACCAGCUUCUUUCCUUCCUUCCCUGACGUCAACCCAGAUGGAUUCCAAUUAUACCAGAAUUAUGAUUAUGACAACAUGGGUCUUUACCCUAUGGUUCAUGACGCGGUUAAUAAUCGGCGAGAACCAUUGCUGUCCACCACCACGACCAUGGCUACGACCAUGACCACCACUACUGCUACUGGCGCAGUUAAGGUGGAGCAUGAAGAAAGGAUUGAGGUGUCACAAAUGUCUAACGCUGCAACGGCACAGCCGGAGGCAAGGGUGGUGCCGCCUAAAGGGAAGCAUUAUAGGGGCGUGAGGAGACGGCCGUGGGGGAAGUUCGCAGCGGAGAUAAGGGACCCCGCAAAAAACGGGGCCCGCGUGUGGCUGGGGACAUUUGAGACCGCGGAGGAUGCGGCAAUAGCUUAUGAUCGGGCGGCGUAUCGCAUGCGCGGGGCACGUGCAUUGUUGAAUUUCCCACUGAGGAUAAAUUCAGGUGAGCCAGACCCGGUUAGAAUUACGUCUAAGAGGUCAUCUGUGUCGCCAGACCAUUCGUCAUCGUCGGCAUCGGAAAAUGGGACUCCCAAGAGGAAGAAGAAGGCGGCUGCGCAAGUGGUGGAGCCGCCAGCGGUGCAGAGGGGUUGGGAAGAGCUAUAUGUGGGCUCAAAUUCAAAUGGUGAACGAAUAUUCGGGACUGGCACUCAAUUUGGAUCCACAUUAUUGUAGCAUACAAAUACACUAAUUUUUUUAAUUGGCGAAAAAUCAGAGCUCUAUCUGUUCUAUUUUUCCUUAAUUUUUUUGGUUAAUUUGGAGGGGGUAAUAAAUGGAAUGCAAAAGGGGGCAAUAUCAGAACUGUAGGAGCUGUAAUCAUGUAAAUAGUACAUGAUUUAUUUGUAUUUAUUUUAGACAAAAUUCUUUGUUAAAUGGCCAAUGGACUUAGCUAAAAAAAAGAAAAAGAAUAUAAUUAUUUUCAAGACGUUAAGUUUAAGUUAAUGGUGCAUUUAUUGUUGUUUGAAUUAA
Molecule: messenger RNA, 1366 nt
Organism: Coffea arabica (coffee)
Lineage: Eukaryota; Viridiplantae; Streptophyta; Magnoliopsida; Gentianales; Rubiaceae
Product: ethylene-responsive transcription factor 1A-like
Biological process (GO): regulation of DNA-templated transcription; ethylene-activated signaling pathway
Molecular function (GO): DNA-binding transcription factor activity; DNA binding
Source: RefSeq, a predicted model, not a curated record